AUGUUUUUCUUUUCUCUUGUGGUUAUUUAUCAAAUCACAACUGUGAUUUCAUCUAAUCUCGGUCCACAUGAUCUGAUUGCUGAGAAAAACACUAAUGAUGGAAUCACGCGUUUCUUUGUCGUUGCUGAUUGGGGUGGUAUACCAUUUCGUCCAUAUGAAACGUUAGCUGAAGUUGCCGUUGCUAAAUCCAUGGGUAUCUUAGGACAGAAAUUGAAUACUAGUUUUCAACUAGCAUUAGGAGAUAACUUCUAUUUCGAUGGUGUCAAAGAAGCAGAUGAUACGAGGUUUGAACAUACAUUCGAACAUGUCUUUUCGGCGACAUCGCUGCAAACACCGUGGUAUGUUGUAGCUGGUAACCAUGAUCAUCUAGGCAAUGUUUCCGCGCAGAUUGAAUAUGGUAGAAUAUCAAAGCGAUGUUGCCUAGGAUAUUCCCGGAUUAUUUCUACACACACGGUGUUACUCUGCGGUGGGGGGAACCUAUCCGAUUGGGAGCAUGCUCCACUACAAGGCCCAGAAAAUUCAUUCGUAGCAGACAUAUAUUGGCAAUGGAUUGAAGAACAACUUCGACAAUCAACUGCGCCGUAUCUGAUCGUCAGCGGCCAUUAUCCAGUGUAUUCAGUAGCUGAGCAUGGUCCUACUCAAUGUCUUGUUGAACGUCUUCGACCGUUACUUCAUCAGUACCGAGCGACAACAUAUCUCUGCGGACAUGACCACAACCUUCAGCAUUUAAUUGACGAUAUGGGUGACUCACGAUUGAAUUACUUUGUUGUUGGUGCUGCGAACUUCAUUUCAAAUAAUCAUGAUCAUGAAAAAGAUGUUCCAAUUGAUUCAUUGAAGUUCUUUUGGGGUAGAUCUCUUGUGUAUGGUGGUUUCGGAUUAGUCGAAGUCGAUAAUAUUUCCAUCGCCUUUCCAGCUACUUUUGGUCGAUAUGAUUUGGUAGCAAAAGAAAACGACGAUGGAACGACACGAUUCUUCGUCGUUGGUGACUGGGGCGGUUUGCCUGUUUCACCAUUUGAUACGCCGUCCGAAGUGGCUGUAGCUGAUGCUAUGGGCAAAUUAGGCGUAAAACUGAAUACAACUUUUCAGUUAGCCCUAGGCGAUAAUUUUUACUACGAUGGUGUGCAAUCCGCAAAUGAUUCACGAUUCCAGAAUACAUUUGAGCACGUCUUUUCGGCCACAUCGUUACAAACCCCAUGGUACGUCUUAGCGGGCAAUCAUGACCAUAGAGGUAAUGUUUCUGCCGAAAUCGAAUAUGGGAAAACAUCGAAACGAUGGAUAUUUCCGGAUUAUUUCUAUUCGUUUUCAUUGUGGCAAGGUGAUCAACAAAAAAAAUUGAUCGACUUUGUCAUGAUUGAUACUGUUUUAUUAUGUGGAGGAGAUUCGCUCUCCGACUGGGAUCAUCGACCAUUGGAAGGGCCAGCGAAUGAAGUUGUUGCUGAAGCCUAUUGGCAAUGGAUUGAAGGUGAACUUCGUCAAUCAACUGCUCCAUAUUUAAUUGUCAGUGGUCACUUUCCAGUCUAUUCAAUUGCUGAACACGGUCCCACUCAAUGUCUUAUUGAUCGUCUUCGUCCAAUGUUACAUCAAUAUCACGUCACGGCAUAUUUCUGUGGACAUGAUCACAAUCUUCAACAUUUAGCAAAUGAUAUGGAUGGAGUGCAUAUGAAUUAUUUCGUGAUUGGUGCUGCAAACUUUAUCGAUCCUAGUCAAGAACACGCACAAGACGUUCCAGCUGAUGCAUUGAAAUUCUUUUGGGCAGGUUCGAAAGUCUAUGGUGGCUUCGCUAUGGUUGAAGUAAACACGACACACAUGAGUUUAUCAUUCAUCGAUCAUUCCGAACAAACAUUGUAUCAAGCAGUCAUGACACCUCGAUCAUAA
Molecule: messenger RNA, 1875 nt
Organism: Adineta ricciae
Lineage: Eukaryota; Metazoa; Rotifera; Eurotatoria; Adinetida; Adinetidae
Source: the annotation of a GenBank genome assembly